UUAUAGGCGAGAAAUUUGUUAAAACAGAAAAACAAAUUUUUAACGACAAAUUUUUUUUAUACAUUAAGCAAAAAAAUAGUAUAACGAGAAAACCUAGUGGUACAGUUUCUUUGACACAUUUCAUUAGAAACUUGUUCUCUAAGCCUCUGUUGUUCUGUUAGCAUAAGAUGAUUCGAUAAGGUUUUGUUUUCAAAUAAAACGUGUGUGUGUGUGUGCGUGCGUGUAUUGCAAAGAAUUUUAAAAACAACACAGAAAUGGCGUCAGCUGGCGAUAUUCAUUCAAUUUUAUAUAAAGGCGAUAUUUUGCAACCUAAGGAACCAACAUAUAAUGCAGCAAAGAGAGUAGUGCGUUACUUCCCUGGACAGGUUCCGGAUUAUGCUUGCUCUAACGAUGAAGAGGUUUGGGAUGAAGUGCCACAAAAUACCAAGGUUAUUGCGCAAGAUUGUACUGCGGGUCCGAAAAAUUCUCUAGGAGUGAACCAGGAUCCCCCCUUUCAAACAAUUCAUGAACGGAGAUUGCGUUUACUUCAAGAUAUUAAGGAGUCUAAUCUUACAAGUGAUCCGGUUGUUAGAAGAAAACGACGUCAUAAAGUGACCGAAGUAGGAACCAUUUUAAAACAUGGAACCAAGACUAUUGACACCGUCAUCACUUUACGUGUUGGUGUACCGCAAACGUCGUUAGAAGCCAAUGAAGAACAAGUAGAGAAUUCACGACUUCGAAAACGCGCAAUAGCUCUGGAAGCACGGUUGAAAGAGGAAGCUGUGAAACGGUCUGAAUUUGAAGCCUUGCAGCCUUCAAACGAAAUACAGUCGGAGGAAAAUUCCGAUACAUCAUCGGAAUAUUCAUCUGAGCAAGACGUAACACACGAGAAUCGUCCAAUUUUUUUACCAAGGAACCAAAGAACACUGUGUCAGGACCAAAAAAGAGAAAUAACACAGCCUUUAGACACUCCCAACGAUACGAAUUCUAGUGAGACUCGUCGUAAAGAAUCCAAAGAUUUACUUGUGUCCGUCAUCGCUGAAGAAGAAGAACAACUAAGGCGUUAUCUUGAAGCAAAUCAGAAAGGGGCAUGGGACCCGGAAUCUCUACCUGAUGAUGACGACGCUGUGAAUGAGGAAGCUGAAUAUGAACUUUGGCGAAUAAGAGAAAUGAAGAGAAUUCUCCGGUGUCGAGAGGAAGCGAACAAAAGACAAGUGUUUUUGAGUGAAAUUGAAAGAAGGCGUCAUAUGACAGAGGAAGAGCGUCGUGAAGAUGAUAAAAGAUUAGAUGCUUUAAAACCUCAACGUGAAAAACCAUCCAAAUACAAAUUUAUGCAAAAAUAUUACCAUAAAGGUGCUUUCUUUCAAGAUAAAGCUGAAACAGCCGAGGAACCAUUAUAUCUACGCGACUAUAAUGUACCUGUCGGUGAGGAUAAUAUAGAUAAAACUUUGCUACCACAACCCAUGAGGUUACGACGAGAUCAAUUCGGUAAAGCGGGACAAGUUAAACAUACACAUUUGGCUGAUGUUGAUACCACUGAUUUCACAUCUGCUUGGUAUAAAGCAAACACUACUAAAUCAUUUCCUAGAAACUCAGAUGCACGAAAGAAAAAUAAAAUAUCUAAAUACAAUUUUUAAAAAAAAGGCAAAUUUUUAAAAAGCGACACAUCCAUUUUUUUAAUAUCGUUUCUUACGGGGCUGUCCACACAGCUAAUUACAUAGGGCAUAGUUGUAUUUUUUUUUCUUUAUCUUUUUGAAGAUUAAUCCAAAUAGACGUAUCCCAAAGGAAGUUGUUUUCUUUUAGUGAAA
Messenger RNA from Hylaeus volcanicus, 1787 nucleotides. RefSeq names its product microfibrillar-associated protein 1-like. The record is from RefSeq and is a predicted model, not a curated record. The transcript is spliced from 13 exons. NCBI's taxonomy places the organism in Eukaryota, Metazoa, Arthropoda, Insecta, Hymenoptera, Colletidae. Gene Ontology annotation, cellular component: U2-type spliceosomal complex. Gene Ontology annotation, molecular function: RNA binding. Gene Ontology annotation, biological process: mRNA splicing, via spliceosome. The coding region runs from base 255 to 1616 and encodes 453 amino acids.